Adineta ricciae is the source of this 774-nucleotide messenger RNA. The record is from the annotation of a GenBank genome assembly. Lineage: Eukaryota; Metazoa; Rotifera; Eurotatoria; Adinetida; Adinetidae.
AUGACAGAUAGAACACGAUCGGCAAUUCAAUAUAUCUACCCUCUUCGUUCGCAAUCAUGUCGCGAUUGCCGAGAUAAAGUAACACGCACAGCCAGCGAACUACAUCAGCAUACGGUUGAUCGUGCCCAACGUCGUUUUGAACGACAGUUAGCCAAUAGCGAACGAGAAUUGAGAUCAGCAAUGAAACAACGACGUGAUAAUUCGUCUUCCGUUGCAGAAAAACGUCAAGCUACGCAACAUCUUGAACAUCUUCGAACAACCUUGAACAAUGAUUAUUCACAACUAAUCCAAGCUUAUGUUCACGAACACAAAGAAAAGGUCGAUGAAGUUGAGAAAUAUAUACAUCAACGUUACGACGAAGACCGUCAUUACGAAAAAUCCUUAUCUCAAAAGAAAUUCAAAGACGCUAUUCAAGAAACUCAACUUCAAAGUGAAAAAGCUCGUUUAGAGUCGAUCAAUCAAAUCAUUCGCGAGCGUGACGCCGUUUGCGAAGAAAAAUUAGCUGCGCAAAAGAAUUUGUUCAAUCGUCUUCUGGAUGAGCAAGCACGACGCUUACGUGCAGAACAAGCUCUACAUGGAAAUAUCUCAUCGGCAUCUGCCGAACCAGUUGACAUGGCACAACUGAAAGGUCGUUUAGCGCGCGUCGAAUACGAACACCGAGAAAUCAAACAAUUAAUACUUGAUAUGCGCAAUGAUCUAGCAGCUCUAAUUACACAACAGCAUCCAACAUAUCGAAACACAGUUCAUAUACGAGACUUUCCAAUUAAACCUUAA